Messenger RNA from Cutaneotrichosporon oleaginosum, 357 nucleotides. RefSeq lists its product as uncharacterized. NCBI's taxonomy places the organism in Eukaryota, Fungi, Basidiomycota, Tremellomycetes, Trichosporonales, Trichosporonaceae. Gene Ontology annotation, molecular function: enzyme regulator activity. The record is from RefSeq and is a predicted model, not a curated record. Gene Ontology annotation, cellular component: mitochondrial inner membrane. Gene Ontology annotation, biological process: mitochondrial electron transport, cytochrome c to oxygen.
GCCCGCCGCUCCGCCACCACCCUCGCCCGCGCCGGCCGUUACUACUCCACUGCCUCCGCCGAGGCCGGCAACGAGUUCCUUGCUCAGCGCGCCGCCGUCAAGGAGCACGCCAAGGGCACCACCAAGCUCUGGCGCAACGUCUCGUUCUUCGUCUGCAUCCCCGUGACCAUCCUCGGCUCUGCCUGGACCUGGAAGCUCGAGAAGGAGCACCACGACCACAUCGAGCACCUGAAGCACGAGAACGGCGGCGAGCUCCCCGUCCGCCCCGACUACGAGUACCUCAACAUCCGCAACAAGCCCUUCCCCUGGGGCAUGCAGGCGCUCUUCUUCAACCCCGAGGUCAACGUCCCCGCUGGC